AUGGACGUGAUGGCCACCCUUGGGCUUAAGGUGCAACGUACAGAGGCCCCCGACCUCGAGCAGCAGAAUCAAAACACGAACCGCGUACUCCUCGGGGAACCCGAAUGGAGAGAAUCUUUGGUUAACCCGCAGUGCAUGAUUAACAAUCCAGGGCCAACAUGCAACUCUAUGCUGCUACAGCAUGACAACAAGCUUGACGACACACCUAAGGAGCCCCAAAAAAACGCACAGCUGAGAUAUAAAAUAAUGAAACAGGCGCAGAUUAUCCUCAACCUCACUAAGAAGCACAAAGAAGCCGUGGGCCGGUUUGAACAACACACGGCAAAUAUCACAUACGAAUUCGAGGAACAGAAAAAGAAAGUUUCCCACCUCGAGUUCCAAAAAAAAAAAGCUUCCUCUGCGCUAGAAAAGCGAGAUGCGAAGAUGAAGGAAGUCUUCGGUGACAUCUCCAGCACGAUGUUUUUGGAGCUCGAGUACCAAGAAGAACUGAUCAACGAGAUGACACCAGGCGAAGGAGAGUUUUUCCAGCCAAGCCACAAUACCCUAGUGGAUCUGGUUGAAAUCAUUGAGCAAUGGACAGCAGACGACAAACAUUCAGAGAUGAUGUUCAAUCUUGAAGAUGGGCCGCAUUUUGAACAGCUAUACGCGGAACUGUUGUCUCGAUUCAACGAACAAUCAUGCUAG
Messenger RNA from Penicillium crustosum, 684 nucleotides. RefSeq lists its product as uncharacterized. The transcript has 2 exons. The coding region runs from base 1 to 684 and encodes 227 amino acids. The record is from RefSeq and is a predicted model, not a curated record. Lineage: Eukaryota; Fungi; Ascomycota; Eurotiomycetes; Eurotiales; Aspergillaceae.